Scaptodrosophila lebanonensis is the source of this 5751-nucleotide messenger RNA. RefSeq names its product toll-like receptor 7 (gene Toll-7). Gene Ontology annotation, biological process: signal transduction. The record is from RefSeq and is a predicted model, not a curated record. NCBI's taxonomy places the organism in Eukaryota, Metazoa, Arthropoda, Insecta, Diptera, Drosophilidae. The transcript has a single exon. Gene Ontology annotation, molecular function: protein binding. The coding region runs from base 1 to 4419 and encodes 1472 amino acids.
AUGCUAAAGCUGAAAACCCCGUCGCUCCCUCAGCGGCGGACAGUUUCGGUAAAUAGCAGCACAAUUAUGUUGCUACUGCCCAUGGUGCUGGAGCUGGCGCUGGCGCUGGUCACGCCAUCUGUCCACGCCGCAGUGGUGGCAAAGGAUAGCGCAGCCAGCGCCAUGCUCGGAAGCGGCGCUGGCGCCGCCACGGUUUCACUAAAACGCGACUAUUCUGCGCUGCUAUCGGGCACAGCAACUGUCUCCUCCUCAUCAUCAUCGUUAUCUGCGUCGUCGUCGCCCGCGCCUACGCACAGCAAUCAAUGUUCCUGGGUGUAUAACGGCACCUCCUCGGUGCAUUGUGCACUGCGACUGAUGGAGCGAACGACAGCGCUAGAUCUUCAGGGCGCAGAUGGCAGUAGCCAACUGACUAUUAAAUGCAGCGAUCUCUAUCUCUUCGAGUCCUCGCUUCCGCAGGCCGUGUUUGCUCGCCUGCAAACGUUGGAUACACUGCACAUAGAGUCCUGUAAACUGCUCCAGCUGCCCAAUAAUGCCUUCGAAGGUCUGAGUACCUUAAAAACGUUGGUCUUAAGCACGCGCAAUGCCGAGUGGGGACCCGCAAAGGCGCUUGAACUAUACCCCGACUCUCUAAAUGGUCUCAAGCAAUUGACGGAGCUAAAUCUUAGUGAAAACAAUUUAAGAGCGCUUCCUGCAGGGUUUCUCUGUCCCGUUGGAAACUUGCAGACCUUGAAUCUCACGCACAAUCGCAUACGCACUGCCGAGCAGUUGGGAUUUGCCAAUAUGAACUGCAAUGGUGGCAGCGAGCUGCAACUAUUAGACGCCAGCUACAACGAGCUGCGGUCCAUCACCGAAAGCUGGGGCAUUUCUCGGCUUAGACGACUGCAGCAUUUGAAUUUGCAGCACAAUAACAUCUCAGAGCUUUCGGGUGAAGCGCUUGCAGGCCUAGCCUCGUUGCGCAUUGUGAACCUCAGCAAUAAUCAUUUGGAGACGCUGCCAGAGGGCCUGUUUGCUGGAUCCAAAGAGCUGCGAGAGAUUCACCUGCAGCACAAUGAGCUGUACGAGCUACCCCGUGGGCUUUUUCAUCGAUUGGAGCAACUGUUGGUAGUGGACUUGUCGGGUAACCAGCUGACUAGUAACCAUGUGGAUAACACAACCUUUGCCGGUCUCAUCCGUCUGAUAGUACUGAAUCUGGCUCACAAUGCCUUGACCCGCAUUGACUAUCGAACUUUUAAAGAGCUCUAUUUUCUGCAAAUUCUCAAUCUGCGCAACAACUCUAUCGGGCACAUUGAGGAUAAUGCCUUUCUGCCACUCUAUAACCUACACACCUUGAAUCUGGCCGAAAAUCGCCUGCAUACACUGGAUGACAAGCUAUUCAAUGGAUUAUAUGUGUUGUCAAAGCUCACGCUGAACAACAACUUAAUUAGCGUGGUGGAGCCGGCGGUGUUCAAGAACUGCUCGGACCUGAAAGAGCUUGAUCUUAGCUCCAAUCAGCUUAAUGAAGUACCGCGCGCCUUACAAGACUUAGCCAUGUUGCGCACACUGGACUUGGGUGAGAACCAAAUUCGCACAUUCGACAACCAGAGCUUUAAAAACCUUCAUCAGCUGACUGGAUUGCGCUUGAUUGACAAUCAGAUUGGGAACAUUACUGUGGGCAUGUUUGCAGACUUGCCUCGCUUGAGCGUCCUGAACAUGGCCAAAAAUCGUAUACAAAGCAUCGAACGCGGAGCUUUUGACAAAAACUUUGAAUUGGAGGCUAUACGCUUGGACCGGAACUUCCUGUCGGACAUUAAUGGUGUUUUUGCCACGCUUGUUUCACUGCUCUGGCUGAACCUCUCUGAGAAUCAUUUGGUUUGGUUCGAUUAUGCCUUUAUUCCCUCCAACCUUAAGUGGCUGGACAUACAUGGAAAUUAUAUUGAAGCUCUGGGCAACUACUAUAAGCUGCAGGAGGAGAUACGUGUCAAGACGCUGGAUGCUAGUCAUAAUCGAAUUACGGAAAUCGGUCCCAUGUCCAUACCCAACACUAUUGAGCUGCUCUUCAUAAACAACAACCUGAUUGGUAAUGUUCAUCCCAACGCUUUUGUGGACAAGACGAACUUGGCGCGAGUCGACCUUUAUGCCAAUCAGCUGUCUAAGUUGCAGCUGCAGCAGCUCCGUGUGGCUCCCGUUGCCGCCGAAAAGCAGCUUCCGGAGUUCUAUCUGGGUGGCAAUCCAUUUGAGUGCGACUGUACAAUGGACUGGUUGCAACGCAUUAAUAAUCUUACGACGCGCCAGCAUCCAAGAGUAAUGGACAUACCAAACAUAGAAUGCGUGAUGCCUCAUGCCCGUGGGGCUGCAGUACGCGCUUUAAGCACUCUGCGCCCUCAAGACUUUCUCUGCCGCUACGAGUCGCAUUGCUUUGCACUUUGUCAUUGCUGUGACUUCGAUGCCUGUGAUUGCGAGAUGACUUGCCCUCAAAACUGUACCUGCUACCACGACCAGAUCUGGUCCACCAACGUGGUUGACUGUGGCGGUCAGCAGACGAUGGAGCUGCCUCGCCGAGUACCUAUGGAUUCGAGUAUCGUCUAUUUGGAUGGCAACAACUUUCCUGUGCUAAAAAAUCAUGCUUUCAUCGGACGCAAGAACCUAAAAGCUCUCUACGUGAACGGCAGCCAAGUGGCUUCUAUCCAGAAUCGUACAUUCGCUAGCCUUACAUCACUGCAACUCCUUCAUCUUGCUGACAAUCACCUGCAAUCUUUGCAUGGCUAUGAAUUUGAACAGCUUGGGUCUCUGCGUGAGCUUUACCUGCAAAAUAACCUCAUGACUACUAUCGAGAAUGCCACAUUGGCACCUCUACAUUCUCUGGAGCUUCUGCGCAUUGAUGGCAACCGGUUAGUAACGCUACCGAUCGGGCAGCUGCAUGCCACCCAUUUCGGUCGUCACUUGCGAUCCAUUUCCCUGGGCCGCAAUCAGUGGAGCUGUCGCUGCCAGUUUCUGCAGGCGCUGACAUCGUAUGUGGCCGACAAUGCUCUCAUUGUGCAAGACGCCCAGGAUAUAUACUGCAUGGAUACACCUAAUAUGGCUUUUGGAGCGGAUAGUGCAGCGGAUGGUGUCUCAUCUUCACCUCAAAAGCGCGAGCUGGACUUUAAUUCUACGGGCGCUGCCUGCACUGACUAUUAUGCCGGUGGGUCCAUGCUACAACAUGGUAUUCCCGAGACCUAUAUCCCACUGCUAGCUGCUGCGUUAGCGCUUGUGUUUUUACUAGUUGUGGUCAUCAUAGUCUUCAUCUUCAGGGAGUCCCUGCGUAUCUGGCUCUUUGCUCACUACGGCGUUCGAGUAUUUGGUCCGCGCUGUGAAGAGUCCGAGAAGCUCUACGAUGCCGUGCUGUUGCAUUCGGCCAAGGACGCGGAAUUCGUGUGCCAGCACUUAGCUGCGGAGCUGGAAGCCGGACGACCCCCCUUGCGGGUUUGCUUACAACAUCGCGAUCUAUCUCACGAUGCUACUCAUUAUCAGCUCCUGGAAGCAACGCGGGUCUCACGUAAGAUAAUACUUGUGCUCACGCGAAACUUCCUGCAGACUGAGUGGGCUCGCUGUGAACUGCGACGAGCCGUUCACGAUGCUCUACGUGGCAGACCCCAAAAACUGGUCAUUGUUGAGGAGGCGGAGGUCGCAUUCGAGGCGGAGAGUGACAUCGAACUACUGCCAUAUCUGAAGACAUCGGCAGUACAUCGUAUUCGGCGCACCGAUCGCCAUUUUUGGGAAAAACUGCGCUAUGCCAUACCUGUCGACUAUCCUACAUACCGAGGCAACAACUACACACUAGACCAUAACCACGAACGUAUUAAGCAGCCAGCUAGCCCAGGGCUACUUUACCGCCAAGCACCACCGCCUGCCUACUGUACCGCCGAGGAAGGUGCAGAAGCGGUAUCGGUAGCGGCAGCCGCUGUGGUUUCCCCGGCAGUAGUCGAGGGUGAGCAAAACUACUCCUCGGCCACAACAGCCACACCAAGCCCGAGGCCACAGCGUCGCGGUGAGCAACAUCAUGGUCACCUCUCUAGUGGCACUUUGCAUCCCCAGCGAAGUGGAGCCGGAAGUGGAGCUGGUGAGGUGGUGCAGUAUUACCAGCAGCAUCAUGGCGGCUCUAUGCGUCCUCCUUCGGAGCACAUUUAUUCCAGCAUUGACUCCGACUACUCGACUCUGGACAAUGAGCAGCACAUGCUCAUGAUGCCAGUCGCCGGAUUGCCUCACCAGCACCACCAACAGCAGACUCAGCAACGCCCCCAGACGUGGCGACCUCAGCCGAAGCAGCAACAGUCUCCUUCUCAGCUCUCGCAUGCGGCUACAUUGCAGCAUCAGUCUCAGCAGCAGCAACAACAGCAACAACAGCCUCUCGCUGCAGCAGCUCAACAGCAAGGACCGCAUGUCCAGGCCUAUCUAGUGUAAGUGUAACAGGGGGGUUCAUGGGGUAAUGUGUCGAGUGCCGAGUGCCGGACGUUGAGUGACGCGUUGACAGUGAUUUCUUUAGGGACUGGUUCCUGUUUCAUACUGAAACAAAAGUGCAUAAUUUUAAUUACUACAGCAUAUGUAUGAGGUUAAAUUAAAAGUGGAGGAUAAACGAGAAACGCAGUCAAGUCCGAAAUAUGAAACACAGCAACAGGAAUGAAAAAAUAUGCGCCAUUUCCGUUUAGUGACACUUUUUGCGUGUUUGUGACUGUCCGUUUCCAGCGUAUUUAUUUGCUCAUGAAGAGCAUGCUAUCUGGAAAUUUUUGAAUAUGUCCGAGUACUUCCAGAACUGGAACAUUUCUAAACUAUUUUAAUCUCAUCAAGGACUCCCAAAUUUGCAUUUCAGACUUGGCUACAGUUCUGUGUUCUUAUCCUAAGGUGUAUCCUCUAGCCGUUAUUUUGUAUGAGCCAUUGUAAAUAGCUGCAUUAUUCAUACACUCAAAUAAGAAAUACUUAAAUACUAAAAAUAGAGCCACAUAUGCCGCAUAUGCAAUAUUUCUGAACACACUUGUAAUUUAAACACACGCCGUAUACCGUACAUACACGAAUGAUAAAAGUACUAUAUAAUGUUAUGUAAAAAGAAUUAGCUAGCAAACAUGAAAUAUGUAAUUAAACAAGGUAUUGUAUGCCUAUACGAGUACACUCGAAUGUCUAUGCAAAGGCAGUUAAAGCUCAUUUUAAACACUUACGCUUACCAAAAUAUUGUAAUAAUAUUUAUGUAUGUACGAACUAGUAGAGGAAGGAAAAAGAUUGCAUGUUCUUGAGAACUACAAAGCGUAUACACAACAUAAGUAUAGUAUGUGACUGUAAAACUGAUAUGUAUUUAAACCUACAAAAACCAAACAUAAGCAUAUACAACACGGAGCUAAAUUUUAUACACCUACGAUAUAUACUAUAUGGUAUACAAUAUAGAGUAAAUUACUAACAAUAAGCAAAUGCAAAGUUGGAUAAAAAGCUGCCUAUAGCAAGACGAUAGCAACACUCAAAGCAUUUAUUUAAUCUAACUUUGAUCAUAUAGUACACGUAUGUAUGCAAAUGAAUGACAAACAUACUCGUAUGUUCAUCCAGACAGAACAGAAUGUAAGCAUUUUAAAAAUGAAGGAGAAACAAUUAGCUCACAAACUCGUCAUACACUAAGAUAUCGAGAAACUCAAAAUUCGAACACGUAAAACCCAUUUGAGGCACAUGUGUACCAGUAUAAAAAGCCCAAAACUGUUAUUUAUUUUUAUUUUGUAAUAUACGACGAUAGCUUAAGUUUUAUUUUAUAAACUU